This is a messenger RNA of Cucumis melo (muskmelon), 1410 nucleotides long. Its product is annotated as equilibrative nucleotide transporter 1. The record is from RefSeq and is a predicted model, not a curated record. Gene Ontology annotation, molecular function: nucleoside transmembrane transporter activity. Bases 97 to 1332 code for a protein of 411 amino acids. Gene Ontology annotation, biological process: nucleoside transmembrane transport. NCBI's taxonomy places the organism in Eukaryota, Viridiplantae, Streptophyta, Magnoliopsida, Cucurbitales, Cucurbitaceae. Gene Ontology annotation, cellular component: plasma membrane. The transcript has 2 exons.
UAUGCUUUUUUGUCUAAUCCUUUCGAUCUCUAUUAUAAAAGAUAUUACCCCCGUCCUCUGCUUUCUGCUCUGCCUCCAUAUUCUACCAAAUCCCCUAUGGGCAGCUCCGGCGAGAAUAUCGAAACUCCCCUUCUUCUUCCUCUUCAUCUCCCCGAUAAUAAAAUUCCCAAAGAUUCCUUCAACUUGAUCUACAUAACUUACUUCAUUUUAGGCGUCAGUUGCCUUCUUCCGUGGAACACUUUCAUUACAGCCAUCGAUUACUUUUCUCACAUAUACCCUCAUACCCACAUCAAUCGAAUCUUCUCCGUCGUUUACAUGCCCGUCGUCGUUUCCGCCCUUCUUUCCGUCGUUUUCUUUGGCCGGCGCUGUGAUGUUCGAAUCCGAAUUAACCUUGGCUUGGGUCUCUAUGUGUUUUCUCUGCUUUUGAUGCCUCUUUUAGAAGUGUUUUACAUUAGGGGUCGUGUCGGGUUGUUCAACGGAUUCUAUGUAUCCAUUGGAGCCGUCGUGUUGUGCGCUGUGGGACAGGCUCUUGUUCAAAGCGGCGUCGUUGGAUCCGCCGGGGAAUUGCCGAAGAGAUAUAUGCAAGCUGCCGUCUCUGGCUUCGCUGGCUCUGGUGUGUUGGUGUCAAUGCUGAGGUUAGUAACGAAAGCACUGUACCCACGAGACUCCGAAGGCUUAAGGAGAAGCGCAAUUCUCUACUUUAGUGCCGUAAUUACGUUCGUAGUUGUCUCCUUUGUAUGGUACAAUUCUACCACCAAACAUCUAAUUGUGAAGCAUUACCAGAACUUAAAGAAUCAAGAGAAACAAAAGAAAGGAUCUUUAUUUGGAUCAAUAACCAAGUCAACAUUCUGGGAAAUAUAUAAAACAAUCAGAAUCUAUGCGUUUGGAGUAAUGUGUCUGUUCGUGAUAACUAUGUCAAUAUUCCCAGGCUAUGUAACGGAGGAUGUAAGUUCAAAGAUUUUGAAAGAUUGGUAUCCAAUUACAUUAAUAACUGCCUAUUAUGUGUUGGAUCUGAUUGGGAAAUCUUUGGCUUCCUUCUAUGUUAUGAAGAGUUCAAAGAUAACAAUGGGACUUUGUAUAGGGAGAGUUGUAUUUUACCCUUUGUUUGUGGGUUGUUUACAUGGUCCUAAAUUCCUUAGAACUGAGAUUCCAGUGAUCAUUUUGACUUGUUUUCUUGGACUCACCAAUGGCUAUUUGACUGCUGUUGCUAUGAUCUCUGCACCUAAAUUGGUGUCUUUUGAACAUGCUGAAGUUGCUGGGAUUUUGAUGGCUAUGUCUUUGGUUUUGGGAGUUGCCAUUGGCUCUGUUCUUGCUUGGUUUUGGGUCAUUUAACUGAAGUCUAAUUUUAAACUUGUAUACCAGUUCCGUAAAUAUGUACAUUGAAAAUAGAUUAGUGAUUCUAGUUUUGAA